Molecule: messenger RNA, 1922 nt
Organism: Sclerotinia trifoliorum
Lineage: Eukaryota; Fungi; Ascomycota; Leotiomycetes; Helotiales; Sclerotiniaceae
Source: the annotation of a GenBank genome assembly
CCGAUUAUCUUAUCUCCCUCUCCCAUCCCACAAUCAACCCACCGACCCCACCUUCCCGUAAAUACGUGAGUUGCCUCGCUUUACCCUUAAGUAAUUUAUGUCUUGGCUUUCAACAAACUUUCAUUCCUGCGCCUCUUUCAUGGGUUUAUUUGAAGAAGAUUCCAAUAUUUCCAAGUACACCAAACGGUAGAUCCAUAUACACCUCUCAAAAUGUCUCUCACUGUGUUGACAGACUCGGACAUCAAACACCUUCUUCAAGACCUCACUCUCAAAGAUCUGGAAGCUUUCCAGGAUCAAAUGAGACAAGCUCUUCAUGAGUACUCUACAGGAACCCAAGAGGAUGAUUGCUGCAGCUUGCAUCAACCUAGAAGGACAGUUCUUGAGUCAAAACACAAACGAACAACACUCUUCAUGCCCUCCACUGCGUCUGCAGGAAUUGGAAUGAAAGGUAGGCAUUUUCUUACCCAAAUAAUGCCACUCGAAGCCUCACUAACAUUCGCAGUUGUAACUCUUCCUCAACCAGGCUCAUCUAAUGAGACUUCAGAUUCCGACUCUGUAUCUACCUCUCAAUCAAUCAAAAAUCCGACCACACCUCAGGGAUCUCUCACACUCAUGGAUAAAACAGGACUACCAUUCGGCUUUCUCAAUGCAUCAGAAACGACAGCCUUUCGCACAGCCCUAGCCUCCUCUCUCCUCAUUACACCUCGUACCAAGGUUAAAACUAUAACUGUUUUUGGUGCUGGAAAGCAGGCUUUUUGGCACACCCGUCUCGCUCUCAUUCUUCGCGGCUCAACCAUAAAGCAAAUAAACAUUAUAACUCGCGCUUUCACAGAUCGUGUUCGGGAUUUAAUGAAGGCAUUUCUGGAAAUACCUACUGCCACAAAAGAACGUGAAGGUUGGAGCAAUACAAAAUUUUCCGUUCUUAGCCCUGCCUAUGGAGAAUUUGCUCGACUCGAAAAAGAAUACAUACGAGCAGCGGAUGUUAUCUUCUGCACGACUUCCUCUACAUCUCCUUUAUUUCCUCAUACUAUCUUGACCAAUACGGAAGGUCGCAAGCGGGGACGGCUCAUUGUCGCUAUUGGCAGUUAUAAGCCUGACAUGAUUGAAAUACCUUUGGAGGUUGUGGCGCAAGCAGUUAAAGUACAUGGAAGUGGCCAUCAUUUCCAUAGGCAUGCAGAAGAAGGUGGAGUAAUUGUAGUUGAUACUAUAGAUGGAUGCAAACAGGAAGCAGGCGAAAUAAUUCAAGGCAACGUCUCAGCAAAGAAUUUGGUGGAAUUAGGCGAAUUGGUCAUGCUGUCCAAUGGGAUUGAUCCUCUUAAUCAUUCAUCUGCUAUUGACGAUUCAGAUGAAUCCCCACGAAGCUCAUCCGACUUUCACCAUUUAAAUCUAAACGAUACUGGGAAUGGCAUUGCAACACCAACUCCCCAUUCGCCACUCUCACCCUCCUCUCCACCUCUAGCCCGUAGCAUGGCCAACAUAUUCCACACCGAACAUUCCACCUCCCCUUCAUCAUCCCGCAGCCCCUCUCGCAAAUCAUCUUUCUCGUUUCGCAAACCCAGAUCAGAAUCCGCAAGUACAAAUACUACUGGUUCAAGUGGAAUGUUGGGAAAGGAAGUACAAACAGAAAAAAAAGAUGCGAUGAGUAGAUGGUUGAGUAGUGGGAAUGUCAUUUAUAAAAGUGUGGGAUUGGGACUUAUGGAUUUGGUGGUAGGGGUGGAACUGGUUAGAUUGGCGAGAGAAAGGGGGGUGGGUGUUUGUGUGGAGAGGUUUUGAGGAGAUAGGAUGGGUUUGAUGUUUCUGGAAAUGGGAAUUAAAAAAUUAAUAGAUUCAGGCGAGAUAGCUUGCUGUAGCAUUACCAUAGAUACCAUGGGAGUUUUGGAAGUGGAAAAUAAUAAGCAUUGGGAUGUCAUAUAGGCGUAUUG